GAAUUGUCAUUGGCGACCAUAGGUACCCGGGUAUCUAUAGAUGCAAAGUGCUAAUAAGUAGAUAAGUUAAUUAAAGUUAGCUUGAGUUUACCACAACAAAUAAAUCGAACGUCCGCUUGAGUUUACCACAGCAAAUAAAUUGAACGCCUGACUGUCCUUAUUACUUUUUUACCUUUAGUCUUUAGAACUAAAAUCUUGCUGAGCUCAGCAGGGUCUGAAAAGUUUUAAUUUCACAAUAUUAUUUAAAUUCUCUCACUAGUCAAAUUAAAAUCACCAGAGACUCGGAGAAAACUAUGCAACAAACAAAAAAUAAUGGCAAUGAUGGUCCAUGGUAAGUGUUGUAGCUACUUUAACUUUUAAGACAUGAUUAUAAUUAUAAGAAAUUGUUGCAUUUAAAUUAAAAGAAUCAUUUUUGCUUUACUGAUAUAGUGCAGUUGAUGUGAGCCGAUUCUUCUUCUUCUAUAGUCUAUAUUUAUACUUUCCUUUCUUAUUUUUGUUAUAGUAGCCUAAAAUUGAAAAUAAUUUUUUUUUCAAUUUCUAGCCAUCAGCGUUAUAAACUUCAAGAGCAUAUUAUAAUAUUAAUAAACAAAAAAUUUAUUAUUUUUAGAUUUCUGACUUUGGAGUUUGUGAUGUGGGGAAAGAUCUAUGAUUAAAAAUGCAAUUUUUAUAGAGUUAGUUCAGUAAAGAGUUUACAAAUGAUGGCCAAUAGACAAUGUGAUAGUAAUAGUUAAAUAGGCUAAAUAUAUUUUGUUUAUUAUUAUUAUUUUAUAAUGAUGGGAUGGGAAAUACUUAUGGUUAUGCAUCAUAGAAUAGAAUCAUAGAUAGGCAUAAGUUUCAUCUGUUUCAUCAUUUGGUAUUUUCUACUAUGGAAGAAGCCUCCACAUUCAUUCUAUACUACAGAAGAAAUGCGUUGAAUGACAAUAAUAAUAAUGAAUAAUGACAUAUUAGUAUUUGAAUAAUGGUUUGAAUAAUUUAUUAAUUUCCUUAUUUAAGAUCUGUGAAUGUAUAUUUUACUUGAUUUUUUAAACGAUAAAACUUUGAUAUUUAGAAAAUAAAUAAGUCAUACACUUUUUUUUAAUAAUCCAUUAUAAUUAUAGAGUAAUAAAGGACUACUAUUAAGUGAAUUAACAUGGGAAAGACAUGGCCGUCAUGGCCAAGUAAAACAAUAGUUAUUAAUAAAAGAAAAGCAGUAAAUUAAGUAAAGGAGUUAAUUAAGUUAUUGGUGUGAAAUUUCUUAGUUACAUUUAUUACUAUGUAUCUACUUAUUGUUAAGUAUUGUUAUAGUUCGUAUUAUAUAGUUUUUUUUAUUAUUUUAUAUGAAUAUGCAAUGAAAGUUUAACAGAUAUUUCUUAUUCUUUCUUUCCAAAAAAUCAUUUUAAAAAAAUUAUAUAUAUUUAAAAUUAUUAUUAAUUAUACUACAGUAGAACCCGGUUAUGUCGACGUCCUCAGGGUUUUCCAAAAAGCGUAGAGAUAACCGAUGAUUGAGAUAACCGAAAACCAAUAUGGCGGCAAUAUAUUAAUAUGUAUGAUGUGCUUGAAAUUUCACAUGCUGUGUGUUUAUAAAUGCAGAUACUUCAGUAAAAAAAUAUAUAUAUUGAAAAAAAAAUAUUAGAGUUAUUAAGAGCAAAUUUAAAAAAUGAAACCAGAAAAUGAAACUUUUUAACUUGAGUACUUUUUGAGCUACGAGCUACAAAUUUUUAAAGUGCGAGUUCGUUUGGUAUUUUCUACUAUGGAAGAAGCCUCAACAUUUUGUGACCUCAUUCUGCUGAUCGUGUCUUGCGCAAUGACUAUAUGGUUUAUAUCGCACAACGUAUCCCCUUAUUGCUAAAAUACUAUUUAGGGACUACUUAUUUUGAACUUUCAACUUUGGCACAUGACUAUUUAAUUAAACCUUUCCCUGACCAAUGGUUUAAUAGCUUUUGCACACGGCAAACUCUUAUGAAUGAAACUCUGAAAUAGACCAUGGCUUAUUAUUUAAAUUACUUCUAGGUUCAUUCUAAAACACAAGUCCUGUAUUUUUAUAAAUAAAUAAUUAUUUUUAAUUAUAUAAAACUUGUUUUUUUGUUGUUUGCUAUUUUUUCUAGUGGAGUUCAAAAGCCGGCAAUUGGUCAUGGGGAUCAAGAUAGCCGAGGUUAAGUGGCAAAUAUGGCCGUCUUUUGUGCUCGUGAUAUCAGAGUUCGGCGACAUAAAAGAAUCGAGAUAACCGAGGAGAAAAUGCUAAGAGAAAGAGAGAAUUUGGGGGUUCCACUUCAAAACACGGUUGGCAAGUUAACCGAGGUUGGGAUAAGCGGUUUCUACUGUAUGUACAGAUUUGGAUGACAUUUGGUUAUAUAUAUCAAAAAAAUCAUGCUUCAUCCCCAAAGACUCGAAGCGUGGUACAAAGUCAACCAUAUUAAAAGAGAGAUGAAACAAUCUAUUUUUUACCACAUUGAAACACAAAGCGCAACACUACAAAAACUACAAACAAGCAUACCCUUUGAAAGUAUUUCAUCCCUUGCAACCAUAAACAACACAUGCCAAUACACAUCUAGGAGAUAACAGCUAGCUGGAAAAGAUGGUAGACAACAUCACGCCAGCAGGUGUUUGCGAAACAGAUGUGUUUUCAAAUCGGUUUUGAAGGAUUUCAGUGUCUGGCUGUUUCUGAGAGCGACAGGAAGGGUGUUCUAAAUUGAUGGGCCAGCAAAUGCGAAAGUGCGCCUUUUGUAAGUCUCAUGGCGAACACGCGGUAUCGAGUGUUUCCCACUAUCAGAUAGGGGAGUUGUCUAGUUGACAUAAGGCGUCAUGAGUGCUUUGAGAUAGGACAGCACCAGGUCAUGCAAGCAGCGGUAGCACAGAGUUGGAAUUUUGUACUCUAUGCGUGCAUGGACGGGCAGCCAAUGCCGCUCCUUCAGAAGUGUUUUAGCAUGGUCGAAUUUGCCUUUGCGAAGAACAAUGCGAGCCGCAUUAUUCUGUGCUUUUUUAAUUUUAUCCAGGAGCAUAGCUGGAAGACCCACCAUGAGAGCAUUGCAGUAGUCCAUGCGUGAUAGCACGAAUGCAGACAUCAGCUUCUUUGAUGCAUCGAACGUUAAGAAAGGUCUGAUAUGACUAAUUCUGCGCAGCUCUAGAAAAAUCGCCUUGCAAAGCAUGUUUAUGUGAUUUUCCAUAGUUAGUGUUCUAAGUACACACCCUGGUUUCACACUGUUAGUGCAAACUCAGUCUGCACACCUGAGAGAGUAAGGGAUGGUGUGUUAUUUACAGAUUUUAGCUUUUGAGCAGUAGCAAUGGGGAUCAGCUCGGUCUUUUCAUCGUUCAAAUUGAGUUUGUUAAGGAGAUCCAAUGUUGAAAAUGCAUCUAAGAAAAAUAUAUUAAUUCUGUACAAGAACUUACUCUUUUAGAGAUUUUUAAAAAUACAUUGACUAUUUUUUGAUUUUUAAAUGAAUAAAGUAGCCUACAUGUAUUUUUUUAAUUGAAUUUUUUUAGAACUUAUAGAGCAUCAUGGGGGAUGUCACUGUGGGACCAUAAGGUUCAAAGUCCUUGCUCCACAGCAUUUGGAUGUUUUUGAAUGCAAGUAUGGUUCAAAUUUUCAUUGGAAUAUUUAAAUGGUAUUAAUUUACUUUAUUUUUUAUUGUGUGUUCAUGCGCUGUUACUGCAAUACAUUUAAAGUAAUGUUUGUUCUUUAUCAAGAAAAUACUAUUUUGGCUAAUACUUAAAAAGAUAUCUUACUUCCAUUAAUUCCAAUCUUUUUGCUUAAGUUAAUAAGCAAAUUGGAAUAAAAACAGAUAAAACAUACACCACACACAACAGAUAUCACACAUAAAUUUCAGCUCUAAGUCCACAAAGAUUGAUGUUGCUUAUUUUGUAAACAUUUUAUUCACAGUUGCAGCAUCUGUAUCAAGAAACAGAACUUUCAUUUUAUUGUGCCUAAAGCAAAUUUUCAACUCCUUCAAGUGGGUUUUAAUUAUUUUAAACUUAGCUUUAGUAAGCUAUGCCGAAAAAAGUAGUGAGUAAUCAUUGAUUUUGAUGUUCAAUAGCAGCAUUUGUGGUGUAUGCAUGCUGAAUAAAAAUUGAGAAUCUGGACCUCAUAAGAGAAACAUACAUUUAACUGGCAAUAACUAUAGAAAAUUUAGCACUGAGAUUGUGCUCCACCUUAAUCUUUUUUUGUUGUAAAACAUAUCUUUUAGUACAUAGAAAUAUAAUUGUUUUUACUUUCACCUGGUAUGUAAACAUUUUUUUUUCUGGAUCUGCCAUUGAUGAAGAAACACAUGACAUUGAGUAAAUGGUUUUGUGCUUCUUCAUCAAUAGCAGAUCCAGAGACUAAAAGCUAUAUUUUAAUAUCAGUGUUUUAAAAUACAUGACAUUAAGUAAAUGGUUUUGUCUUUUAUAAUAAAUUUGUUGACAGGGAUCAGACAACAUAACAACCUACACUUUUAAUACCAAGCAAGCCAAGCAUACCUUUUGUAAAACAUGUGGUGUGCAGAGUUUUUAUACACCAAGAUCUAACCAAGAUGGCAUUGGUAAUUAAUUCAUUUCAUUUCAAGUUGAAUAAAUUUGUUUUGGACUUUUAACACUAUCGUUGUUGUAAAUGACAUUGGUUUCAUUUUUAGAUAUACUGGUAUCUUAAUAAUCAGCAAAUGAAACUGUCUUGUUUUUUUUCUUUUUCAGGUGUUAUGCCCCACUGCCUUGACCCCGGGACUAUUUUAUCUGUCAACACUAAGAAGUAUGAUGGGCAGAAUUGGGAGGAAUCAUACCAACAGUCUGAUAUAACCAAGUACUCUCUCAACCGAUUUGAUGAAUGAAGGGGAUCCAUGACAGUGGAUAUAAAUUUACAUUAGCUGUUUUCAGAUUGGAUGCAUGAAAUGUGUAAACAUUAGGUAAGAUUUAAAUUUAAUCCAAAUAUAUUGUGGAAAAAAAACAAAUAAAAAUUGAUUUUUGUUUUUGGCGUUUUUUUCCACAUUGUGCAAAAUAAUAAAACAACUUUAGGUCAUAAAAUAGCAACAUGUUAUUUAAAAACAAAACAAAAGAAUGCCAUGAAAAUCUGCACAACACAAAGCAAUGUCAUAAAAAUGUGCCCAAGAAAAAAAUAAUGGCCUAAGUAUUUACAAACUCAAAAUUCCAAUAAAUCCAAAAAAAUGUCUCAUUAAUAAUAUAUUCGCAACAAAUUUAUUUUGUAAAGACAGAAACUUUAUAUAUAUAUUUAUAUAUAUAUAUUCAGGGGCAAAAACGGACACAGGGAUUGUUUGAUCUUACAUCAUCAUUUCAAAAGAUAGUUUUUGGCAGCUAAUGUAUGAGUUUUAUUUGUUUAUUCACUAGCUCUAUUCCAGCUUUCACAAAGCCACUAGUUAUUCACUAGCUCUUGUACUGUUCCCACCAAAUCCACUAGAUAUUCACUGGUUCUUGUACUGUUCUCACCAAAGCCACUAGUUAUUCACUGGCUCUAUUCCAGAUUUCACAAAGCCACUAGUUAUUUACUGGCUCUGUUCCAGUUUUCACAAAGUCACUGGUUAUUUACUGGCUCUGUUCCAGUUUUCACAAAGCCACUAGUUAUUUACUGGCUCUAUUCCAGUUUUCACAAAGCCACUAGUUAUUUACUGGCUCUAUUCCAGUUUUCACAAAGCCACUAGUUAUUUACUGGCUCUAUUCCAGUUUUCGCACAGCCACUAGUUAUUUACUGGCUCUAUUCCAGUUUUCACAAAGCCACUUGUUAUUCACUGGCUCUUGUAUUGUCCCCACCAAAUCCACUGGUUAUUCAACGGCUGUAAUACUACUAAUACUGUUCCCAUCAAAGCCAUAUAACAAAUUGUAAAGAACAAUUUAAUAUUACUUUUGUACUUGGGGUUAUUUUUAAAAAAAUCGAUGUUGAGCCUUGUAGAAUGUUUAAAAG
This is a messenger RNA of Lymnaea stagnalis (great pond snail), 5860 nucleotides long. Lineage: Eukaryota; Metazoa; Mollusca; Gastropoda; Lymnaeidae. The record is from the annotation of a GenBank genome assembly.